AUGGCACUCGACCUGAUGCAGCACGUCAGAGCGCGCACUCGCAGUGUGCACUUCGAUAGGGGCCUCCUAUUCAUGGCUUCUUCACCUCUCGCCGGAUCGUCGCCAAAAACAUCGCGGGAUUCCAAGAGAACAAUCAGCCUACCUCUGGGACCAGAUGAUGAGAUGCUGUCUCCACCAUCCUCACCUCGCCCAUCGACUGUUCGCCAUUAUCGCAGCAUGCUCGAUGUCGAUGCCCAGGAUCCGCCAACAUUAAGCCCUAUGCAACCAAUGUCAUUCGAUGAACUGUAUGUCGAUGCUGUGCCCAACGAGACGAUAGCAGAUUCAUCGGCCCAACAUGGAAAACCCGACUCGAAAGACAUAACCAGAAAAGAGCUUUCCAGGAGCGACCGUCGACAUACCAGCUCACAUUAUUCAACUACUUCUCCUGGCAGCGAAUCUCCGGCGUUGGCCCCUUCAGCCUCGCCUGUUAAUGUUCCUUCUCAGCCACCUCCCACGACUGAUAACAGGAACAUUGUCCGAAGAAAGCUUACUGGCUAUGUCGGAUUUGCCAACCUUCCCAACCAAUGGCACCGAAAGAGUGUGCGCAAGGGUUUCAACUUCAACGUGAUGGUUGUUGGUGAAUCUGGCUUGGGCAAGUCUACUCUGGUUAACACCCUCUUCAACACCUCCUUGUACCCCCCCAAGGAGCGCAAGGGCCCUAGCCUCGACAUUAUUCCCAAGACCGUUACCAUCCAGUCCAUCAGCGCCGAUAUUGAGGAGGCUGGCGUUCGUCUCCGCCUGACUGUUGUUGAUACCCCUGGCUUCGGUGACUUCGUCAACAACGACGAGUCAUGGCGCCCUAUCGUCGACAACAUUGAGCAGCGAUUCGACUCUUACUUGGAUGCCGAGAACAAGGUCAACCGCAUGAACAUUGUGGACAACCGAAUUCACGCCUGUGUUUUCUUCAUUCAGCCCACCGGCCACUCCCUCAAGCCUCUUGACAUUGAGGUCAUGCGCCGACUUCACACUAAGGUCAACCUGAUCCCCGUCAUUGCCAAGGCUGAUACCCUUACCGAUGAGGAGAUUGCUGCCUUCAAGUCCCGAAUUCUCGCCGAUAUCAAGCACCAUGGUAUCCAGAUCUUCGAGGGCCCCCGAUACGAGCUCGAUGACGAGGAGACAAUCGCGGAGAACAACGAGAUCAUGUCCAAGGUUCCUUUCGCUGUUGUCGGUGCCAACAACGAGAUCACCAGUGCCGACGGUCGCAAGAUUCGUGGCCGUGCUUACCCCUGGGGUAUCAUCGAAGUUGACAACGAGGAGCACUGCGACUUCGUCAAGCUUCGACAAAUGCUCAUCCGAACACACAUGGAGGAGCUCAAGGAGCACACCAACAACCAGCUCUACGAGAACUACCGUACCGACAAGCUGCUCGCCAUGGGCGUGUCGCAAGACCCCAGUGUAUUCAAGGAGGUCAACCCUGCCGUCAAGCAGGAAGAGGAGCGCGCCCUGCACGAGCAGAAGCUCGCCAAGAUGGAGGCGGAGAUGAAGAUGGUCUUCCAACAGAAGGUCGCAGAAAAGGAGAGCAAACUCAAGCAAUCCGAAGAGGAGCUGUAUGCCCGACACAAGGAGAUGAAGGAGCAACUCGACCGCCAACGACUCGAGCUCGAGGACAAGAAGCAACGUGUCGAGAGCGGAAGGCCACUAGAGAAAGAGGGCAAGCGAAAGGGUUUCUCCCUUCGCUAA
This is a messenger RNA of Fusarium sp. VM40, 1719 nucleotides long. The record is from the annotation of a GenBank genome assembly. Lineage: Eukaryota; Fungi; Ascomycota; Sordariomycetes; Hypocreales; Nectriaceae.